Messenger RNA from Racocetra fulgida, 2202 nucleotides. NCBI's taxonomy places the organism in Eukaryota, Fungi, Glomeromycota, Glomeromycetes, Diversisporales, Gigasporaceae. The record is from the annotation of a GenBank genome assembly.
GCAAAAAUGUCUAAAAAAUUCGAAUUAGAAUCAAAUAAAAAUAUUGGUUCUUGGAAAAAAUUAUAUGAGGAUGUACUAGCUCAUUUUAAUAUAAGAUUCGAUCCAGAACCAUCACCGUUACAAACAGAACUACAGACAGAUGUACAGAUCUUUGAAAGUGAUUUGGUCAUUGAUCUUAAUGAAUUGUUUAAAUAUCCUAAGAAUGAAAUUAAUGCACAAGUUAUUCGUAUUUAUGGUGAUGUAGUUCAACUUUCGGAUAAUCUAGAAAUUCAAAUGUUGGGGAGUCAUGGCAUUAUUUUAAUAGUUGCAAGGUUAUUUGAAAUUAAACAUGGCUGUCAAAUUUCUAUUAAAUAUAAGGAAGAGAAUAAUUUUCAAUUAUUAAUAUAUACUAUGGAGAUGCCAUCAGAACUUAUUAUUAAAAACGAAGAUAAGAAUCCACUAACAUUUAAAAUUAAUAGUCCAAACAUUGGUGGAUUGAUUUCUUUACAUAGUGAUGAAUUUAAAGAUAUACCUGAUUUCGCUAGUAUAAUUCUUCAAAAAAAGCCAUUCUCUAAAAUACUACGAUUUUCUCUACAAAUUGCAAUCGCUCUAUUUUAUGAUAAUCGCAAAGUUACACGUUCAAUUCUCACAUGGAUUAUUAAAAUAAAUGAACAAUUGAAAGAUAACGAGGAAAAAGAAUUUGAAAUGACAAAAAAACUAUACUAUCGUGCAUUAAGAAUGCUUGACCAUCUUAAUGCCUUCAUUGAAAGAGAGAAAAGUGAAUUUACUUUUGUUCCACGACUUAAUAUGGAAAAUUACAAAAAUCAUAUUUGUCAGUUGUUGAAAUUUGCAAAAGAUUAUGAAAAUGAAUAUAAAAAUGUACUAAAACAUGAGUAUAAUAAUAAGCAAAAAAUAAAGAAGUUAAAUUAUAAGUUACUGGACCAUAAUGAUAUAACAAAAAUGCAUGAAAUUCUAAAAGAAAAGGAAAAAAAUGCACUCGAGGAGUUUAAAGAAGGAAUUGAUAAUUGGCUUAAAGAACGAAAACAUGCUGCACAAAAAGAGUUAUUCCUCGCUAUUCUUGAUUUAUCUGUUAGUGUUGGUAAAGUUGUUAUUCAGCCUGGAGGUGUACUCAAUUUUGUUGAUACUGUAAAAAAAGUAUCCAAAUCAGUUCAAGAUGUCAUUGAACAUAUUAAUAUAGAAAACAUUAAAGCGUUAUUCAAGAUAACUAAUGAUGAUGAAGUAAAAAAAGAACUGGAACAAGCUAAUGAUAUAAAUAACAAAGCCGAUAAAAUCAAAGAAAUUACAAAUAAGUUAAAAAGUAAUCACGAUAUGGCUGGUGAACUAAACAAAUCCGCGGUGGAAAUGAGUGCAGACGAAUAUUUGAAGUCUUUAAUAGAUUUUAUUAACUUAAUUGAUGCUCACAUUGAAGCAAAAAUCGAAGAAAGCGAAAGGUCUAAAGAACUUUCAGGGAUUGAUUUGCAAGUAGAGACGUGCAAAAAAAUAGAAGAACGACUUGAGCAAAGGAUUCAGUUAGAAAAUGAUUCUCAAGAUGACGAAAUUAUACUUCUACUAUUCGAACACCUUAUCGAUAUCAAAUAUUGUAUGACAUUAUUCAUGGAAAAGUAUCGUUCCGCUUAUAAAUAUUGGACUCUAUCCGAAUCCAAAUUAGAGCUUUCAGUUAUUAAAGAAUUCAAUGAAUCAGUUAUCAAUAAAAUGUUUGAAGAUCUCGAUAAUGCCUUUAAUGAUAGACCUCGGAUAAAAGAGAAUACUUUUGAAUUUAAAGAAACAUAUAUUGAUAAAUUUAAGCAAAAUAGUUCAGUAAUAAUUGACAUUCCGUUGGAUUGUGAUGAAUUAAAAAACUACGCUCGCCUAAGGCUUCAUGCAUUUAGGAUAUACUUAAACGGAGUUGGUUCCAUAAACGAAUCAAUCGGUCUUUAUAUUAGUCAUUCUGAUACAUUUGCUGACAGAGAUAAAAAUAAUAAUAAAUAUUAUUUUAAAUCAGAUCCCAAAAGAGAAGGAUUUGAAUACAAAGUAAAUAAAGAUCAUUCUGCCGAAUGUGAUAUAAGCGAAAAAUACAAAAUAGUUUUCGAUAACAUCUAUUAUAAAUUAGAGGAUAAAAAUUAUUCUUUUGCCCCAACACCAUUUAGUCAAUGGACAAUUAGUCUUUAUAAAGAUAGCAAAUGUGACCUGUCCAGUCUAGAAUCAAUUAUUAUUUAUUUGGAA